GUUCCGAGAUUUUCUAUCAUCGAACGAUGAAUUAAUGCGACGAUAUUAUUAUUUUUGUCUGGAGUACUUGUAGGGAUCAACAGGAAUGGAUUUUAGGAUAGAACGAGAGAGAUGAGGUUUUUAUAAUGAAGACAAAACUGUAAAUAAAUUUCCACUGAAAUUUUCCAUGAGGUCCCAGGAAAAUCGUGAUGACUAAUAUGCGAUUAAAAUCAAUUUGAUGGUCUGUUUAUGAAAAAUUCCGACGACCUAUCAAAGGACUAAUUAAGAGAUGAUCGAUUGGUUCUGAACGAUUUCAGCUGAGUGACGGCCCACAAACUUGAAUGAACCUGGUAUCAAAAUUGAUGAAUGGCUCUGAGCUGCUAAACACCGUGACAAUUGGGGCCAUGGAGUAUUUACCGGUGUCCAGUCAACACACAGAAGAAAAGUUUCUAGUUUCUCGAACCAGGAAUAAAUCUGUAAAAUUUCGCCCCAAAAUCCUACUUAUUUCAACAGAGAAGUGUUCUUAAAUCAAGAACAGUUGGGCUAUUAAAUUAAGUAUAUUUACGUUCUUCAGUUCUGAACAUACGGAAGAAAUUAAAUUGUGGGGUAAUUGAACAUUAAGUAACUCAAGAUGUCAGAUGAUCGUACGUUUACUGUAUUGAUUUUAUAGUGACUAAUUAGUCUUAUUACAAUAUUAACAUAUUUCGGGGAUCGAAACGCGAAGAAAAAUCCUCGUAUCCACAUUUCCAUUGAAUAAACACCACAUAAUGAGGAGUAAUAAUGAUCAUAUUAAUUAACAAGCUUUAAAGGCACCUGAAUAAACCUUAUUAUAGCCUUGAGAGUGCGGCCUCGUCGAUACACUGGAUAAAAGUCAAUCGAAGUGCCUCUAUCAUAAAAUUAUUGAGAAGGAAAAGGGGGAGUUGGUCUAUCUGAUGUUACGAAUAGAGAUUUCGUUCGGGAAUUUCAAGAGCAUCACACGUACAUCGAAUAACUUUCACUCGUCGCCUCCGUUUGAAAUGCUCACUCACCCGAAUAUAUAAUACUCACUUCGAUGGGAAGCACGUAGGUCUCGGAUGUGUGCAAACAAGAGAACUCCCAGUGAAAUCGAUGCCCACCGUACACAAACGCAUGGUACGAGGGUACUAUGGGGUGAGGGAAACGAGAGGAUUUGCUAUUGAAAGAGACCCUUUUGAGGUGACUCGAUAAUCGUUUAAACGUUACAAAACAAUGCAAGCAAUCUAGGGAGGGUUAUCACGGUGAGGGGAAAAAGUAUUGAUGGAUAUCGACAGGAGUCUUGGGACCAUUGGAGGGAUGUAUUGAGAUUGAUGGAGGGCUGCAGGGGCUGCAGAGCUUCAAGUACUGGGAAAAUAUAGUCCAGUAUGAGGAUAAAUUUACUUGUGAUGACCCCAUAAAUAGCUGGGAGACUAUAAAUUUUUUAUUUUGAAUUAUGGAAAUGAUUUUCCGAAGUAUAUCAGCAAUUUAUUAAGCAAGCGAUAUAAGGGAGCAUAAAAAAAUUCUCCAAUCCCUAUUGGAUUUAAAAAUAUUUAUUCUAUAGAUAGUGGAUUCAGUCCCACCGUUGAGAGAAAUUUCAUCUUAAUUUUUCGUCUCGAUUGUGACCUUUUUGUUGGAAAAGUCAAAAGCUGGAUUUUUUUGUCUAGUGAUUACGGUGCAUUAUUCUAAAACCCUAAGACGCAGGGUGUAACUUUUUAAUGAGACUUCCCAUUGAUGAAUCACAAUAUGAAGAUCUCCUGUUCACUGCAUCGUGAGCGAUCAAUAAACGAUGACUUGAACCGGAUGUCCUAUGAAAUCAUGGAACCAAUAAAACCACAAAGACCGCUCUGAACUCUCUGCGUCAUCGUUUUAACAUCUCAGCAACAAUUUGUGCGUGCAACGAUGCGAGUCACUAAAAUAAUCACCACAUUUUGCCUGAGUCACGAAGGAGUACAUGCCGAGGACUCACCCACUUGCUUUAGAGUAAAAUUCAAUGAACGUCACCGGCAAUGUGUCUUAGCUUUUCCCUUCCAUCGUCUCCAGUUCCUCCACCACUCCAGGCACUCCUCUCACUCGGUACCAUCGCCGUUGGUGUCUUUGAAUAUCUAAUAGACCGAAAGUGCAUGCGCCUCGACAGGUCGUCAGACUCGACGACGACACAGUGGCUUCUUAAAUUUGCAUCCCUCUCCCUCGAUUGAGAAUGUCUAAAGUUCUUGUACGCUUUUUUUUUCGGGGGUGGCGGGAUGGGGAUAAAUCUUUUGUUCUGGCUGGGGGUUCAGUGCUUUUCAUCCGUGGUAGAUGUAUUUUCGACGAGACACUCAAAAUUUAAUUAUUCCUAGACAAGGUGGAAAGAGAAAUGGAAUCUCAUGGGGGCAUUCUAUUUCUUUUGUUCACCCUUUAUCUCUUUCAUUUAAAUGAGUUUUUCUUUUUGUCUUUGUGGCUAUGCGGAGUCGCGUUGGAGGUACUCAUUUAUGCUCCUCAUGGGCGUUUCACGGUCGACAAUUUAACGCAACGGUGAAUACUCAUCUUUUUCAUUCCCACUGAUGCCUCAUUGUUAAAUAUUCUACAUCUCCCACGUUCAUAUUUCUAUGGUUUAUUUCACUCAGCUGAUAGUUCCGGGGAGGGGGGAUUAUUAAUGAAGUUUCGCUGAAGAUUCUAGUUGCAUAAAUUCAGCGAGUUGUCGAAGACCUUUAGUUCGUUUUAGGUUUUUUUAUCGAGCGCGAUAAAUUUUCAGGGAGAUGAAGAUUAAAUGGGGGAGAACGCGGACCAAACUGGCGGGUUUAAUAAAAGAUAUCGUGUUUCGGUGAUACUGUUGGAGUCACGCGAUCACCGUGGGGAUUCUUCCACUUGUAAAAUUGACGACACGUGCCCGACAAACGCAAUGAUGAAUUGUGAUGGGAAUGUUUGGAUGAAAUUUCAAGGGCCGCCGACAUCAGGAGCGUCAUGCGAUGAGGAUAAUGGACACAGAGAGUCUUGGAAAUCCGGAAGGGACGUGUCAUUCGAUCUCAAUAGGUGGAUCACCUCCCCAUUCCUCUUUAACCUCCCUCACCCCCUCAGUCCCUCUGUCGUUUCCCUUUAUAUGCCUCUCUGUGCGCGGAACUGCAAGAGACAGCUAGGAUUACCCCAUUGUGGUGUACCCUUACAAGAACAGGAUAUACCAUCAUCCACCAUCGGUUGCUGCAACUAUAUCCAACCGGGUACAUGGUGUGUCCCCGGAGGUGCUUUUGCCUAG
Molecule: messenger RNA, 3202 nt
Organism: Diachasmimorpha longicaudata
Lineage: Eukaryota; Metazoa; Arthropoda; Insecta; Hymenoptera; Braconidae
Exons: 3
Coding region: 2720-3202 (160 amino acids)
Source: RefSeq, a predicted model, not a curated record